Messenger RNA from Odontomachus brunneus, 3965 nucleotides. It is a transcript of the gene mxt, whose product is annotated as eukaryotic translation initiation factor 4E-binding protein Mextli. The record is from RefSeq and is a predicted model, not a curated record. NCBI's taxonomy places the organism in Eukaryota, Metazoa, Arthropoda, Insecta, Hymenoptera, Formicidae. Gene Ontology annotation, biological process: regulation of formation of translation initiation ternary complex; positive regulation of translation. The transcript has 11 exons. Gene Ontology annotation, molecular function: eukaryotic initiation factor 4E binding; translation initiation factor activity; RNA binding. The coding region runs from base 437 to 1963 and encodes 508 amino acids. Gene Ontology annotation, cellular component: RNA cap binding complex; cytoplasm.
CUUUAUUCGACUCGUCGCUUCCUACUCGCGGACGCGACACGAAACACGUCUGUUUAUCAAGUGAACAAAUAUUUGCGCACGCGGUAAUCCUCGUCGUGUGAGUCAAUCCGUGCAUUUCGCGACGUUUACCUUAUAAAUAGCUGUCUCUCACGCGUUAUUCGCCCGUUUUUUCCGCGUCCGCAUGCAUCUCUCACUCGCUCCAAUUACGCAGUUCUCCCCUUUCUUUCGACCGCUCUCCCGCAGUGACGGAAUCGCCGGAUGCUAAAACGGAGUUACGAGGCUUUGGGAUCCCGAGGAUCCUCAUUGGGGAUCAGAAUAGAGGGACUUUUCGUCUCUCGCACAGCGAGGCUAAAUUCGACAGCGAGCAGGGCAAAAAAUUCGAAGGUCCCGCCACUGUUCCUUCGCGCUGUCUUCGUCUAACUUAGUGGCGAUUACAAUGGCUACCGCACAACUGAACAGAGCCAGAACUGUGAAGAAACUCGAAAAACCACGGCCGCUUAAACUAAACCAGCGUAACUCGACCGUCGAUGGGCGGAUCACGACUGUAGAGGAUAUAGUAUCCUUAAUCGACAAUGUUGCAAUGCAACUGAAUAAUGGCUUCCAUGACCGAACGCUGCAAAUGAAUAUAAUCUCCAUGUGUAGUCAUCUGAAACUCUAUGCCAACCAAUUAGAACCUAUUUACAAAGGUCAGCUGGACAAAGCUUUUGUGGCGAUCAGGAAUGGAAGUCAAAACGAUAAAUUAAAUCUGACGACCAGGGCUCAUAUGCUGGAACUAAUAGAGCUGCGAGCGAAACAAUGGCGUCACACCGAUUCGAUGGACGUGUACUAUAUGCAAAAAUUUUCGCAUCUGGACAAUACCGAGACGGUACCCGACACGCCCACGAAUUCCCUGUCGUCACCGUUAUUGGCAAUGACCUCGCCCACCUCAGCACCGAUCCUGGGGCCCGGCGAAGUGAUCAAGAAUAGCGGGAAAUUCGCGAAGCCCACGCGCAUACCGGGGAAGAACUAUUGCAAAGACGAAGUCGUUAUUCGCAAUAGCGACUCGGGAAAAGUGAUGGGAAUAAAAGGGCGGCGGGUUCACAUGAUAGAGGAGCUCAGCCAGACGAUCAUCUCCUUCCAGCGAGUAAACCCUGGAGCUAAAGAACGACUUGUCCAAAUCACGGGAACGUCCGAGGACAAGAUACAUUACGCGAAGGACUUAAUCAAAGAUACGAUACAACGAAAUGCAUCGCCAGUGAGACUGGAGCAGAGCGGCGGCGAGAAGGGAGCCAUGGGUGGUUCUAGUUCCUCGCUGAACAGCAGCGCGUCCGACGAAAGCAACAGGCUGCAGCACAACCAACAGCAGAAUUCUCGUCUGCGUUCAUCUCUCCUCCACAGCUUCUCCACCAACGACGCCAGUAUAGGCGAAUACAAGUACACGGUUACCGUCGGUAACCAGUCUCUCAAAAUUACUGGCUGCAAUCUCGACCUCGUCAGGACGGCGAAACUGGUGUUGGACGAACAUUUUCUUGGCGAAUGUGACAAUUUUACCAGCGGUAUAGAGUACUUCAAUUACGAGGACGAGCCUAACUUUGCCGUAACUUCCUCUACUCCCAAUGUUCACCGUACGCCGUUGGCGACGGUCAACGUGAACGCAUUAGGCCGAGAAUUGAGUGUGGAUAGUACCGCGACUUCGGAGAGCGAAGAAACGUACAAGCCUCGUCCGAUCUCCGAGGAGCUGUGUUCGACUCAACAAGUUCCAGAAGCAAGAGAACUUACGUACGAGUUUUUGUUGCUGUGCGCCACGGGCCCCUACGCGAAACGGCCCCCCGCGGAUUGGGCGCGCAUACAAAAGGAAUGUCCCAAUAUAGUUCGUAAGGCACCGAUUCGCUGGUUCGAACCGGAAGCGUAUAAAGCCAAAUUAGCAGCCGCUGGUCCCGUCGCGAUAUUGCCAAUUGGCGAAGCGGAGACCGAUCCCGAGUGAAGAGAGCCGAGAUCCGAAUUUUCGCCUCCUUCGAAGGAUUUCCUCGCGAACGAAUGUCCUUCUUCCCUCCCAGACCCAAUGUUGGUUUUGUCGCCGACAUUCAUAGAGAAAAAAGAAAGAAGAAAAAGAAACGUGAAAAAGAAUAACAUUGUAUCGUUCAUGACGAGAUUGUACGGCGCGUUUUCUUCUAAGGCGUGUUCCUCCGAGGAGACAAAAAUUCUUAUUUUGUCCGCGCUUAACAAUACGGAAACGAGAGACGUAAAGAUGCCGGAAGUGCGUAAUAUGUUAAAUGAUACUUCGUUAACAUAACGCCUAAAUGUAAAGAUUCGAUACGCGCUUUAUGUAAUUUACAAUUGAAAUACGCUAGUCAUUAGAGUCUAUCGAUUGGAGGUCAAUUUUCUUAUGCGCUUGUCUUUAUGCUUCUUUUCGUUCUCGACCGGAUGCAUCGUUGUGAUUCGAACCGCGCCACAAUACCAAAUUCGCCGACGGAAAGACAACAAGUCAUCGAUAUUGAUCCUUGGUUAGAGAAAGAGGGAGAUUGAAUUUGUGGAAACCAUACUGAAAGACAGCUAUUAAUUUUUUUUUCGUACGCAUAGUUACUACUAGAGUUAGCAGCGUUAGAAAAAGAGAAAAUCUUAAGAUCGAGCGUUCGGUGGUUACGAAGCGAACCUUUUGUCGGUUUGUCUUUUGCAAAGCGUAUCGUGCAGGAGAACGUGAUGAAUUUGCCGUUCAUUCAAUCGAAUCGAGAGAACGCUAGAUAUUCUCGAUCUUGAAAAAAAGAUUAAUCAUGAAAGACUAAUAUAUAUAUAAUACUUUAGGAGAAUAAAUACACACGCAUACACACCGAAAAACACGCGGUGGAACGCGUUGCGAGAACGGUUCCGCGUUUUUUUUUUUUUUUUGUAAUACAAUUACAAGUACGGGGCGAUCCGCAAAGCGGUAACUUCAAUUCUCGCGAGCAUAACGAAACGAGAAAUAACGAGCGGAGGAGAAAAAAAAUCGAACCGUGAUUUAGCAUAGUCUAGUCUCUCUAAACCUAUUUCAAAAUAGGGAACUACCACUUUGGUAUUUAUUUACUCUGCUGUGACGCAAUAACCAAAAAAGGAAAACCGAAAAAAAAGAACUGAGAGAAAAUUUUCGAGAGUUUAUAUUUUAUAUACGGGGCUAUAUAUAGAGACGCGAAAACGUUCGCGCGUGCAGCGCGCGACACACGGGAAUUCGUCUCUCACGGAGUCGAUGGUUGCACGAUCGUUUUUGUUUCUUCUUCCUUCAAAAAAGUGGCAAAUUAGCGUGCGUCGUACUUCGGAAAAAUGGCCGAACCGACGAGAAGAAAUUUGUACUUUCAAAAUGCGUGCGAAGAAUAAAAGUCUCCGAAAAUGAUCGCGCGACCGAUUGACACUUCGGGCGAUUCUAUGCGAUGUAAAAUGACCCACCACACGCGAGGAUCAUCCCGGAACGACACCGCUGCUUUGCUGUCACUCGUGCAAUUAGCGCGAGACAUCGUUUCGCACUAAUCACCAAACUACCGAGCGAGUUCGUUACGCGAACGGGAUGAUACCGCUUAUUACAAGAAAUCUCAUUUCUUACGGCUUUAACGUCGCUCUCUGUCUCUCGUGACUCGGAAAUCAAGGGGUCAGCUUUGAGGAAGCUCGUAUUACCGUUCGUGUUCAAUACUCCUGUUGAGGGAAGAACGCGUCAACAUUGUUAAAACAAUUGUUAAGACUUGAAUCGACCGCUUGGUUUCCGAUCAAAGGGACGAGCCGACGACCGCCCCGUGUGUCGCACGCAAAUCUCACCGCAUCGCGAAUCUAGGACACUGCGUUUUCGUAAGUUUAUACACAAUUUAAUAUUUAUUACGGAUUUACAUCACUAUUCACUUCGAUUAAAUUAUAUAAUUUAUUUCUAUAUUGUUUCUCUAACUAACUGCGCAGUAAUAUGAUGGUACUAUUGUAUUAUUGUACUUUGUCGUUUAUAACAAUAAAUCAACAAAGUCAGACGCGCA